Molecule: messenger RNA, 645 nt
Organism: Lodderomyces elongisporus
Lineage: Eukaryota; Fungi; Ascomycota; Pichiomycetes; Serinales; Debaryomycetaceae
Gene: YPT72
Product: Rab family GTPase
Exons: 1
Coding region: 1-645 (214 amino acids)
Biological process (GO): regulation of vacuole fusion, non-autophagic
Cellular component (GO): phagocytic vesicle; vacuole; late endosome
Molecular function (GO): GTPase activity; GTP binding
Source: RefSeq, a predicted model, not a curated record
AUGUCGUCAAGAAAGAAAACAUUGCUCAAAGUGAUUAUCCUAGGCGACUCUGGUGUCGGUAAAACCUCACUUAUGCAACAAUUUGUCAAUAACAAAUUCAGUCAGCAAUAUAAAGCAACCAUUGGUGCUGAUUUCCUCACCAAGGAAAUACCUAUUGACAAUAAUAAAUCAGUCACAUUACAGAUAUGGGAUACCGCUGGGCAAGAGAGAUUUCAAAGUCUUGGUGUUGCUUUCUAUAGAGGUGCUGAUUGCUGUGUAUUGUGCUUUGAUGUGACAAAUGAAAAAUCAUUGAAUAACCUCACGAGUUGGAAAGAUGAGUUUCUUGUCCAGCUGAAUGUCUCAAAUCCACAAGAUUUUCCCUUUAUUAUCAUUGGCAACAAGAUUGACGUGGAUGAUUCAAAAAAGAUUCCUAGUUUACAAAAGAAACUUCAUAAUAUCACACAUAAUCAAUUAGGUGGAUUGAAUUACCCAGUGUUUGAAACAAGUGCGAAGGACUCCGUCAAUGUUGAAGCAGCAUUUGAGGUUGUAGCCAAGAUGGCAUUACAACAAGAAGAAUUGAAUGCUGCUAACGCUGAUUUAAAUGAUAAUUAUAAUGAUGCAAUCAAUAUUCAUUUAGAGUCAGAAUCCAGCACCUGUGGCUGUUAA